GGUCUCGGUUAGCAUUGAAUUAAGCGAACAGAAUGUUUAGUCUUAAUGUAUGACAAAAUGGUAAUUGAACCAAGACCAUUGAUAUUUUGGAAUACCUGGGCUGGUCUCGGUUAGCAUUGAAUUAAGCGAAACAGAAUGUUUAGUCUUAAUGUAUGACAAAAUGGUAAUUGAACCAAGACCAUUGAUAUUUUGGAAUACCUGGGCUGGAAACCAAGACUAGGAUUAUGUAACCUUAAGUGCAUGGCAACGGAAUGCUACUUUCACUCGUCGAAUGACGUCUUACUAGGAUAGCCUGUAUGAUCCCCGGGUAUGAUGAUGAUGCGAUUAUGAUGUUCCGUUUAAUAGAUGAAACAUGGCUACAUUCUGGCGUUGGAAGCCAAGCUUCUACUUUCUGGCAUUUAUUCUCAUGAAUAUUUUAUUGGUGGUAAAAGGACAGAAUUGGUACGAUCUAAGGCUGGUUGGUGGCUCUCGGGAUAGUGAAGGCCGAGUAGAGAUAUACUACUCUGGUUCAUGGGGUACAAUAUGUGAUGAUGGAUGGGGUUCUGACGAAGCCGAUGUUGCAUGCAGACAACUCGGAUACGACUAUGCAUUGGCCUACCACUACAAUGCCUACUUCGGCGAAGGAAGCGGAAAUAUCGUCUUGGAUGAUGUCAGCUGCUGGGGCUAUGAAAGUCAGCUUCUGGAGUGUUGGAGUGCAGGUGUUGGAAACAACAACUGUGGUCAUCAUGAGGACGUUGGUGUCGAAUGCUAUCCUCAAAGCCCUACACCAGACCCAUUAGCCCCUCCUGCAAACAGUCUUCGGUUGGUAAAUGGAAGCACACCCUACGACGGACGUCUAGAGAUCUAUCACAAUGGUGAAUGGGGAACCAUCUGCCAUGACUCCUUUGAUCCCGACGAUGCAGAUGUAGCAUGCAGACAACUUGGUUACGGUGGUCUACAACGAGCCUACUACAACGCUGAGUUCGGAGAAGGUUCGGGUCGCGUGUGGAUAGCUAAUUUAAUAUGCCGUGGCUAUGAAGCAAAGUUGGUUCACUGCGACCUUUAUUGGGAACCGUCUUUAUAUGUAUGUCCUCAUUCUGAGGACGUCGGGGUGAGAUGUACUGACCCGGAUGCGACUUUGAGGCUUAUUGGCGGGGACACGUCUUCAGAGGGACGGGUCGAGAUCCUCCAUGACGGAGAAUGGGGUACGAUUUGUGAUGAUUCCUGGGGUCGUGAUGAAGCCGAUGUAGUGUGUCAACAACUAAACUUCUCGGGGGCAUCUGAAGCACCAGGGAAUGCCUAUUUCGGUGAAGGUACAGGAUCGAUCUGGCUGGAUGAUGUCUCGUGCUUUGGAGGUGAAAGUCGCAUUGAGGAUUGUCACCAUGCCGGCUGGGGUAAUGAGAAUUGCGGACAUCACGAGGAUGCAAGUGUUAUAUGUUAUGAUGGUGAAGAUGACGGUAGGAAUGGUGGUUUGAAUGCAGCAGAGAUUGCCGGUAUAGCAGUGGGAUCCAUUGUUGGAUUUUGUGUACUCGUGUGCGUCAUCGCAACAUCUUGCAAAGACUCCCAGAGUAGACCUCCCACGAAUCAACCAAUCAACAACAUUGCUCCUAUAACAUACCACAACCCAUCCACCCUCCAUGCGGAACCAUCCGAACGGAGUGCCCCACCUCCACCAUCGUAUGACCAGCGUGACAAAUACUCAGCCUAUCCCGAUCACCAUAAUGCACCACCACCACCACCACAACAGGCAUUCGAUCCUGUAGGGGGCCACGUCACCGGUGGCUCUUACCCACCACCCCCGCAGCAAGGACCAGGGUAUUACCCCUCAUCAGGGCAAUCUCUAGAACCUCCAGGACCAAUCCCGUAUUCUGCUGGGGUAGAGGAACAUAGAGCUGAUGCUCCUCAUCCAAGGUCGCACUAUCCUGCAUGGCCAUCUUCACCCAUCGGAGCGCAUCCUUCAUCUUAUCCACCACCAGGCAUACAAGGAGGAACUACAGGAUCUGGUCAUGCAUCCAUCUCGAAUCCCGCUCCUCCGCUUCUUACUCAACCAGCUCCUGUCCCUCAAGCAUAUGUUAUGUAUAUCCCUCCUCAUCAACAAGAUAACAACUACCCUUCUACUCUGUGAAAGUUCUAAACAUCAUUUUGUAUAUUAAAAAAAUGAGGAAGACUCUCCCGUCUGCUCUAUCUGAACAUUUAUCAACCAGGAUAACGCGGUGUUCUUUGUUAUAAAACAUGCUGUAUUACACUGCGAUGUUUAUAUCUACACAGCGUUGCGACUGUUGUUGAAAAUCGUAUAGGCAUUUUAUUAAAUAUAACGUCAUGACUACAUGUAGGCAAAUACAAAUAUCAAUUUUUAUCAAUUGUGCUUAAAAUGCAAUUCAUGUCCUACACAUUUUCUUACUGCAAAGUCAGAAAAAUGCACACCACUUCUGAGAUUAAAAUAUGAUGUUGACUCGGUAUACUAUCGCAACAAAGACUUUAAAACUGGUGUCUUUUUAGCUAUCCCUGGUCUCUGGUUAAUGGGUAUUUCAAUUUUUGUGUAUUUGUAAUUUCUUGUAUUCCUUUUGCGAGAAAUUAAAUAAGAAAUGAGUAAAUGAAUAAAUAAAUAAGUAAAUAAAGUAAAAUGAAAUAAAUGAAACAUGAGCUUAAUUUUGGGAUUUGGGGUUGCUGUCACAUGCUAAACGUUUCAUGAAAUUUGAACACGUUCUCUUUUAUUUAGAGUGGUGUAGAUAUACUAAUUUUGUCAUUUUUCUUUGUAAAGAUAAUGCCCACUUCAAACAUAGGAAGUGCCCUUUUACCUGAACCUCCCCAUUUUCAACUUCGCUCCGACACCCCUGUCCCCCCUCCGCAAUGUAGAGAUCACUCCAUAUAUAUUUUUUUUUUACUGAAAUCACUCACUGAGCAUGAUAAUGUUUGCUGAAUUUUCUUUAAUAUCUCGCCGAUGAAUCCACCGUUGACUUUAUUUCAAGCCCUUUUUUCGUCCUAUUGGCCAUAAAGAUAAAGGCUUAUGUAUGUAUUUGAUAUACAUACAUAUAUGUGUAUGUAAUCAUUUUUAGAGAAAAAAUAAAUAAAUGAAUUGAACUUAAUAAAACCAUUUGACACGCCAGAUUUACCGCAAAAUUAUUUGUCAUUCACUCAUUGAUUAAAAACUUUUAAUAUUUGGACUCGCAAGCUUUACUUUCUUACAAAUGAAACAUUACAGCUUACUCAAAUAUGUUGCCUCAUACGUCGCUGUCCUCAUAAGACCGCGGUGCACUGGUGCAUCUGCAUGGAAAGCGUAUAUCAGUAAUGUUAUAUGAUCUAGGGGGUGUUGCAAGAAAAUAUUUGCAAUCAAUCGCAAAUAUUCUGUGACAAUUUUACAGUUGAUUGAUCACUUUUUUAACUUUAGAAAAUCAUAUUACACUCCUUGUUUCAUGUAGCAGAUUAGCAAUCAGUCACAAUUUGCAAUUAAUUGCACGGCAUGUGCUUGAUUUCGGAAACGAAAAUAGACUUGCAAUUGAUCGCAAGUUUCUCGCAACGCCCCAUUAGUGUUGAUAAUGGUUUCCGUUUCAGUGAUUUCCUUUCAAUUGAACAGGAUUUCUGUUUCAAUGUCAACAAACGUCUAGUUCGAAAAUACACAUUGUCAGUGUUAUAUACAUUAAUAAACCAUCAUGAAAAGGGGUCACUCAGAAAAAAAAUAAUAAAAAGUAUCCUACUUAAGGCCUAUACAUAUGGAAUAGGUAGAAUUAUUAAUAAUUUAUAUUUGUAUAUGAUUGUAGGCAGAUAUAGCACCGUCUAUCUAAACAUAUUUCAUCCUGGAGAGUGUAAGAAUUUUUUUUAGAAAGUACCGAGGUUUGCCAGAAUAUAAUAAUGUCAUGAACAUGUCUAGGGUCAAGAACCGGUCAUUCCAGAAAAUUCUUAAUUCCAUGAGGCUCCAGUUCAACUGUUUAAAGUCUCUAUACUAUAGAGUUCUCAAAAUCAAUGAUGAAUUAUGUAUAAAGAAGAUCACCAGAAUCCCCACAGGUGGAUACUCAACUUUGUGGAUCUUUAAGAGAUGCUGGUAUCACCCUCCGAUAUAUUCAACUGGUCUCGAAAAUAAAAAUGAUAACAUCACAAUCCUAUAAUGUACAUUUUAAUCUCCGUACACAUGGUACAUGCCACAUAAAUUAAAAUUGAUGUUAUUGCAAGGUCUGUUUCUUAUACAGAAAUAUUAGUAAUAUUAGUAUUUAAUUUGGAAUGAAAGAAUAAACGCAUGCCUUUCAUAAUCUAGUCAGUAUACGAUAUCCUUAUGUACAUAUCUAAUGCAUGGUAAUAAAUGUUUUAUUCUCUAAGCCUUAUGAAAUAAGCGAAUGGUGAAUAAGCCUAUUUGGAAGCAAAAUAUAAAUUUAGCUUUAUUGUUAUUCAUCAUGUUCACAUAUGAUUAUGAGAACAUAAUAUGCGAGCAUGCGCUCGUCUCAUGAUGUUAAGCAAUAUAUUUGUAAUGCGUGUUACACGUGUAAAUACUUCGUAGAGCAAUAAAUGAAAAUCUAAAUUGACUUGAAGAUAAUAAGAA
Molecule: messenger RNA, 4510 nt
Organism: Lytechinus pictus (painted urchin)
Lineage: Eukaryota; Metazoa; Echinodermata; Echinoidea; Temnopleuroida; Toxopneustidae
Product: deleted in malignant brain tumors 1 protein-like
Exons: 5
Coding region: 353-2104 (583 amino acids)
Cellular component (GO): membrane
Source: RefSeq, a predicted model, not a curated record